AGUUUUUGUCCCUCGGCGCUUGUCGUAGUCAGAGAGGGAGCGUCAUGGCGCCCAUCAUCUGACUCCAAACUUUUGACGUGACAAACUUUUUUUAAAUGUUUUUCCAGCAAGUAGCCGGGUCCGGGCCGCUCCACCUUCCUGUUAUCACGCCAAAUCGGAAAACAAUAGACGGACCGGCAGCGACGACGGUGAAAAUGUAACCGGUAAUCCGUGCUACGUUUGACCGGCGCGAGGAUGCGUCGCUAACGGCUAACGGACUCUAAGCUAGCUACUUUCAACAAGUUAGCUUAGUUUUGUCGACGCGAUAUCUGGACCUGACAGACGGUUAUAACUCGUCAAAGUUCAUAUUUUGGUGAAAAUGUUUCGUUUUCUUCGCUACUGUGUGAGUCACUGCCUCCACGCAUCGAUGACCCGGCUGGAGGAGGUGAACGGGGAGGUGAGCGUGUGGUCGUCGGUCCGGUGGUUGGGUUACCUGUCCGGGGUCAACCUGCUGGUCGCUCUGUGUUUGGGUCUCUACACUCGCUGGGAGAAAACAGCCGAGUCCACUCUUCUCGUCAUCCUCGUCUUGGCUCUGGUUGUCCUUGGAGUUGCGUGUGUUGUGUACUAUCACUUCAGCAUGGAGAGGGUCAGUCUGGGCCUCCUCCACCUCUGGUUCGGCUUCUUGUUGGGUCUGCAGUGUUUCCUCAACAGCCCCGCUCUGGAGGGGGACUUGAAGGAGCAGGUUGCCAACUACCUGCUGCUGGUCAGUGUGGUUCUGAGGACGCUGUGGGCGCUCCUGGACAGGCUCUUUGGAUGCACACGGUACCGCCCUGCCUUUCUGACCUCUGCGGAAAGGUUGGAGCUGGCGGGUUUCGCCACCGCCAGCACGGUUCUGCUCAUCCAGAAGUCCAUCAGCGUGAUGGUGUUGGUGGUGGCUCUAGGCAUGGUCAUGGUUGCCCUCAGGAUGAAAGCUCUCCUGGCUCUUGCCAACUUGGUCUGCUUUGGUGUCAUCACAGGCGUGCUCUUCUUCAAGUCCCUCAACAUCAGUACCAACCCUUAUGCCCUCGCCUGCUUCUUCAGCCAGCUCAUCUGUGACCCUCUACUGGAUGUCUACUUCAGUGGUCUUUCUGUGACUGAGCGCUGGCAGCCCUUCUUGGUGUGGAGGGGGUUCUUGCGCCGGCUGUCCCUUCUUCCUGUGCUGGUACUGGAGGGGACCUUCAUCACUCUGGCCGCGCGGAAACUGACAGACCUGGACCAGUGGUACCUGAUGAUCCCAGGCUUCGUGGUCUGUGCGCUCUUCUGGUUCAUCUGCCACAUGGUGUUUGUCAUCACGGUGUGGGGUUUUCACAGCAAGCUCAGUGACUGCCAGAGGCUCUGCGUGUUUCAGGGGGCGGGGGUCAACGGCCUAGACAAAGUGAUGUCUUCCAAGGGCAUGAGACACUUUUGCCUCAUCUCUGAACGCCUGGUGCUUUUCACACUCGUUUCAACUGUUGCUCUGGCUGCUCUCUGCUGGCAGGUAAAGGCAACCAGACGUAAAGAUGUGUAUGUUACUCUGUUAAUGUGAGAUACCAAAUAACAUCAUAGUCAGGUGCAAAUAUGACUUGACCCCCCCAAAAAAAAUUCUAACAAAAGGUUGCUUAACUGUUUUUUAUAGUAUUGGAUGUCUUUAAUAACAUACUAAAAGUUUACCAAGGUUGGACCGGUAGAAAAGGUGUCAUUUUUAUUUUGAGCUUUGAGCUUUUUUCGAUUGCGCCUUUUAACCAAGGUUAAGCCUUUCCUCAGCAGGAAGGAUCUUGAAAUGGCCAGUCCGUGCUUUUAUCAAUGCCAGGUUAGAUUAUUGUAAUUCCUUAUACUUUGGUAUCAAGCAAUCUUCUCUUUCUCGUAAUCUUCCUCCAACUGGUACAAAAUGCUGCAGCACGCCUUUUAACCAGCAACCCCGUCACAGUUACAUCACUCCUGUUCUUCUUCUCUCCCUGCAUUGGCUCCCAGUUAGAUUCAGGAUCAUUUUUAAACUUUUAAUGUUUGUUUUCAAAGCUAUCCAUGGUCUUGCUCCAGUAUAUCUGUAUAACAUUUAGACAACACUGUAGAGCCCUCCGGUCCUCAGAACAACCGCAGAUGGAGAUUCCUUUCUCAAAUUUUUAACGGUGGGGGGAUUGUGACUUUUCAAUAACAGCCCCGACAUUAUGGAACUCUCUACCCCCCUGAACUACCUAUUAUUAAUGACUUAUUUAUUAUUUGACUGUGUAAAGCACUUUGUUCAUCUUUCCAGAUGUUGUAAGGUGCCAUAUACAUAAACAUUAUUAUUAUAGUUAUGAUUAUUAUUAUUUUCACGAUGGCAUCCAUAAUGGGUUGGAAGCCCGGGGAGACUCCACAGGUGAAUAGGGUAAAAAUUUUAACAAACAGAUAUCAACAUGAAACUUCCCCAGUUUAUACCUUACAUUAAGACAAAUAUUUUUUGUAUUACAAGUUUUGUCAGAUGUUAUGUUUGAAUGUGUAAAUGAUGUAAUAUCUAAUUAAAUAUGCACUAAUUUGAAUACAUUUCCAGAACCAAAAACUGCACAAUGGAAAAAGCCCUUUUCAAAAUUCUUGUUCUAUUUUGUUGACAUACUAGAGUAAGAAGGGGGGAAGACGGACACUUUGGAUCUCUCUUUUUAUCACUCUGUAACGAGAAAAUACUAUCACCACCCCUGAAAAUUCAAGUAUCUCUAUGUGUUUUUUUUUUUCAGGUCCUUAAAAUGACCAUCAUUCCUUUGUAUUCAUUCUAGGCCAGGAAUACUGGCGCCUGAUACAUGUUUCCACCAUGUAAUAUUCUAGUUUGCAUAUUUGUUAGAUAGAUAAGUGAUAACAAGUACAACUAGUGCCCCACGGGCAGUCUCUCAUGGAGAUAUUUGAAUUUUUAGGGGUGGUGAGAGUAUUUUCUCAUUUACAGAGUCUCCUCCUCCCCCCUUCUGACUCUAGUAUGUCAACAAAAUAAAACAAGAAUUUUGAUAAGGGGUCUUAUCCAUUGUUCAGUUUUUGGUUCUGGAAAUAUAUGCAAAUUAGUGCAUAUUUCAUUAGAUAUUAACUCAUUUACAUAUUCAAACAAAACAUCUGACAAAACUUGUAAUACAAAAAAUAUUUGUCUAAAUGUAAGUUAUAAACUUGGAAAGUUUCAUGGUGAUAUCUGUUAGUUAAAAAUUUUACCCUAUUCACCUGAGGUGUCUCCCUGGGCUUCCAACCUAUCAUGGACGCCAUCGUGAAAAUGACACCUUUUUAGUGAUCAAACUUGGGUAAACUUUUAGUGUGUUAUUAAGGAUAUCUAAUACUAUAAAAACAGCUAAGAAACCUGUUGUUAGAAUUUUUUUAGGGUUAGGUUUUUAUUUUUUUUUAUAAAUGCACCCACCUGUCAGUCAAAUGUUAUAACACUGUUUGUUUGCAGCCUGUGCGUACAAAGCUUUCCAGUUAAAUGAGCUUCAUUUGCUCUGUGGUUAUGACAGUAAGUCAAUAACGAGGUCUGAAACAGAAUCCAGACAGAUGUAUCAAACAGCAGAUGUAGAUUUACCAAGGAAAUAGUUGUAUAAAUUAUUUAUAAUUGUCAGUAAUAAUGACCAUAAAUCCUGAUUGUGCUCUGCAGGCAUCCAGCAGCAUCUUUGUCAGCCUGUUUCUGCUCAUUCUGCCUCUGGAGUCUCUCUUCCACGGACUUUUCCAUGAGCUCGGUAACAGCCUGGGAGGAACCUGUGUGGGCUAUGCAGUGGUCAUCCCCACUAACUAUUGCAGGUACUUAGUAAUAUAUUUAUACCAGAAGAUAGGGCUGGGCGAUAUGGGAAAAGGUUGAUCACGAUAUAUUUUCAGGUUCCGUAAUCCUGCAGUAAGAGGUGGCUGAGUUUUUAUUUUUUAAUCAGUGAGUUGUAGUUCUACACUUUGUAUAUUCCACACAUUGUCUGGUCUGUGCUGAGUGACUGAGCCAAACAGAUGAGACUGAUCACCUUCACUAUCUUCCUCCCUGUCUCAGUCCUGACGGUCAGCCCAUGCUGCUGCCUCCCGAACAGGUGAACGAUCUGAACAAGCGCUCCACCGGCAUGUUGAACAACGUGCAGCGCUUCUUCGCUCAUCACCUCAUCGAGGCUUUCGGUUGCGACUACUCCACCAGCGGGGUGACUCUGGAGGCGCUGCAGGCCAAGAUUAAAUCCUUCUUGGAGCUUCGCACAGCAGACGGGCCUAGGCACGACACCUACAUCAUCUUCUACAGCGGGCACAGUCACCGCUCGGGAGAGUGGGCGCUGGCAGGUGAAAGUCACACUGAAGCAGUUGUUAUGAGUCAAAGUUGAUGAAACAACCAGUUACAUGGAAAUAACAGAGUAAUUGGGGUACUGUUAUAUGUAUUUAGUUUCACAUAUAGUGUUUGAGUUUGUAACGAGAGCUUUGUUGUAUUCCAGUAAUCAGAGGAUCUCAUUGAUAUGUGUUUUCUGAAAAUACGAUAUUUACUUGUUUACGUAUUCCUGCAGUCAAGUUUGUGUCUGUGUUCCCCAUCAGGUGGAGACACUCUGCGUCUGGAUCAGAUCUUGGAGUGGUGGAGGGAGAAAAACGGCGCUUCCUGCUCACGCCUCAUCUUUGUGCUCGACUGCGACAACUCGCCUCCGUGGGUGAAGGAGGUCGGGAGGGUGGAGGGCCUGUACGUGGCCGUGCAGGGGGCGACGCUCGCUAGAGUGACGGACGUGGAGCAUCAGGACCCCCCACAGCUCGGGGACUUCACCGCUCAGUGGGUGGAGUACAACUGCAAUCCAAAUAGCAACAUCCAAUGGUUGGAGAGGGGGAGGGCGGUUUCUGCCACUUACGGCAUCUCCAAACAUUGGAGCGACUACACCCUGCACCUGCCGACAGGAAGCGACGUCACCAACCACUGGAGCAUGUACUUCCCUAGGGUGACCUAUCCGGUGGUGCAGCUGGCACUGUGGUGUGGCGGUCUGAACUUGCUGUGGUUCUGCGGCGUCUGCCUUCGAUGUCUCAAGAGAGUCAAACUCAACUGGUUUCCUCCAGCCAUACUGGACACCGGCCAGGGCUUCAAACUGGUCAGAUCCUAAAAAACGCAAGAUCUCCCUUUAUUGACAAGAUUUUUAAAGAUAUGAUUAUUUUCUUAAUAUCGACGUGUUGAUGGACCUUGGACAUAGGCAGCUAUUGGAUUGUAAAUUUUAUCAUUAACCAGCAGCUUGUUAUUUUCUGUAAAACUAAUUUCUUAGUUACUGAUGAUGAUUUUUUUUAAAAUACCAGCUUUUUAAAUAUUAUUUGCAAGUUAUUCUAUAUUUGUUUAAAUAUUUUAGCUUUGAUGUAGAGAUCCAAACGUCCCUGAAAAACUCAAGGGCUGAAAACAAGCACAUUGACACUCUUUUGCACAGUUGUACAAUAUUCGCUGUCUUAUUCCACCGUGAUUUCCAGAGCAUACGCGUUGUGCCUUUUACUCUAAAAUCAAGCUCAUUUGACUGAUCUUUUUAACCUUAAACCAAAGUGGCCGAGGUACAUUUUCAGAGGAAGAUCUCAGGCUAAAAUAAUAUAUUUUCUAAGAUGUCUGUUUCUUUCCUGAAGAAUUUUAUACUGUUGAUUUCAUAAGGAUGUGAAAUGACUCCACUUUUCUGCACUAUGCAUCCUCCGCUUCAUGCCUUGAGUUAGGUCAAUGCACUGCUUUGCAUCUAUCGUAACAGCCUUUUGUCAAGCUUUCAGGGGUGUUAUAUGAGUACUAUGCAGCUGCUUCUUCAGGGAGUCCUGUACUGAUGAUUGCACUACAAGCAGACACGCAUGAGAACUACAGUAUUUAUGUGAUAAUAAACCUCAGGAAUCAACUGUAACACGUGAGGGGGUUUAAUUCUCUUCCUGGGGUUUAUUGCUGACUGUGAUAUGCAUUAUUUUUUAUCAGUUUGAUGUGUUUACAAAAGGCUUGAAGUGAGAAAAUGAGAUGAAAGAUGUAAAAACUAUGCAAUAAAGGAGACGUGGGACUUCGCUGCUUUAA
Messenger RNA from Xyrichtys novacula (pearly razorfish), 5959 nucleotides. The record is from the annotation of a GenBank genome assembly. Lineage: Eukaryota; Metazoa; Chordata; Actinopteri; Labriformes; Labridae.